Molecule: messenger RNA, 2952 nt
Organism: Eimeria maxima
Lineage: Eukaryota; Apicomplexa; Conoidasida; Eucoccidiorida; Eimeriidae
Exons: 1
Coding region: 1-2952 (983 amino acids)
Cellular component (GO): nucleoplasm; nucleolus
Source: RefSeq, a predicted model, not a curated record
AUGCAGCCAAUAGACUUUGCUGCUCUUCUUGCGGAAGCUCGCGCUGCUCGCAGGAAACAGAAGCAGCAGCAGCAAGAGCAGCAACAGCAGCAACAGCAGCAGCCACAGCAGCAACAGCAGCAACAGCAGCAGGAGCAACAAUGUGUAGACGGAACUACCCCAGAGAGCGGCAGCAAUGGCAGCAACAGCAGCAGCAGUAACAACAGCCGCAAUAACAGCAGCAGCAAUAAGAGCUGCAGCAGCCGCCAGAUCAGCAGCAACAAGAGCAGCAGCAGCAGCAACAGCAGCAGCGGCAGUGCCAGUGCUGCGCUGCAGUGGUCUGGCUGCUGCACAUCUUUUGUCUUCAAUUUGCUGCAGACACAGAAGCCUCUGCAGCAGCACCAAUUGCUGCAGCAGCUACGGCAGCAGCAACAGCAGCAGCAGCAGCAGCAGCAGCCACAGCUGCUGCUGCUGGAUUUCCGCAGCGCAGAUGCCUUUAACAAAUGCCACAUAGCCCAGGCAACGCAUGCAGAGGAGCUGCUGCAGCAACUGCUUGUGCAGCAGCAGCAGCAACAGCAGCAGCAGCAGCAGCAGCGGAUGCGCAUUAUCGCGUAUGUGGAGGAUGAAGAGGCAACGCGGCGCUUUUUUGCAUCUCCUGAGCAGCAGCAGCAGCAGCAGCAGCAGCCAAUAGGCAGCAGCAGCAGCGACAGCAGCAGCACCACCACCAAUAACAAUAUCAGCAUGAGCAGCAGCAGCAUGCAUAAGCUGCUGCAGCUGCUGCUGCAGCAGCAGCAGCAGCAGCUAGAGCUGCUGUAUAUAUCUGUGGGGUUUUGUGGCUUUUUCUCUGAUUAUAACUUCUUAUGUCUUAGUACUGCAGCAGAAGCAGCAGCAGCGCAGCAGCUGCAUGCAGCAGCAGCAGCAGCACUCAUGAGUUACCCUCAAGAGGUAUUCAGAGUCCCGUCAGCAGCACCAACAGCAGCAGCAGCACCAACAGCAGCAGCAGCAGCAGCAGCAGUGCCGUUUACGGGGCUGUUUGUGGGGAAACCGCUGCAUGCAACUAGCAGCAACGUGCUGCUGCGGUUGCAGAUAAAGCAUUUGCUAGACCUUUCCGCUGCUGGGCUCAGCAGCAGCAGCAACAGCAGCAGCAGCAGCGGGAGAGGCAGUAUGACUUGCUGCUCAUGCUGCUGCUGCUACUGCUGCACUUGCUGCAGCAAAGCGUCUCCUCAAGCGCCAUCUGUAUGGCGCCCAGCAGCAGCAACAGCUGCUGCUGCUGCGAACUCUCCUGCUGCUGCUGCUGCGCUGCUGCAGUACUCUGUAGAUGUUAAGGAAGUGCAGCAGCAGGUAAUGCAGCGGCUAGGUCUUACUGGCUGCUGCUGCAGCAGCAGCAGCAAAGGCAGCAGCGGCAGAAGCAGCAGCAGCAGCUGUUGCGCAGGGUCUGUGCUGAUUGUAGCCGACGACGACGCAUGCAGCCGCAGCGCAGCAACCCUUGUCCUUGCUGCUGCCCUCAGCAGCAGCAGCAGCAACAGCAGCAGCAGCAGCAGCAGCAGCAGGGACCCGAUGGGGGCUCUAGCUCAAGUACUCCGCAGGUGGAAGGAUGCGCAGCUGCUGCCGCAGCACAUGCAGCAACUGAGGCUCUGCAGCAGCAGCAGCAGCAGCAGCAGCGGCAGCAGACCCAACCAAGCCCGGCGCAGCAGCAACAGGAGCAGCAACAGCCGACGCCGGCGCAGCAGCAGCAGCAGCAGCAGCAGGAGCAGCAACACACAAGAAGAGGAUGGCUUGCUGCUGCAGCAAGCAAUGGCAGAAACCCUUACAGUGUAUACUGCACCAAAGACACCACGCCUCUCUGCUGCUGCUGCUGCAGCAGCAGCAGCAACAGCAAACACUGCUGCUGCUGCUGCUGCUGCUGCUGCUGCUGCUGCUGCUGCGUUUCAGACGGCUUUAGUCCGGCUGCAGCAGAGCGGAGGCUUAGUAGACACACAUGUAGCGCAACAGCAGCAGCAACAGCAGCAGCAGCAGCAACAGCAGCAGCAACAGCAGCAAAUGCAGCAGCAGGGGCUAGACGAUGCUGUAGAUGCUUUGUUGAGGGCUUUGUGGGGAGGAGGGGAAGCAGCAGCAGCAGCAGCAGCAACUCGCAGCUUUGCUGCUGCUGGUAUUCAGCCUGCUGCAGCAGGAGGCAGUGUUCUCUGCUGCUGCUGCUGGUUGCUGGCAGACCUUAUUGGACUACUCUGCAUGCAUGCGCAGGAGCAGCAACAGCAGCAGCAACAGCAGUACGAGGCAUUCGGCGGCCUGCUGCUGCUGCUGCAGCGACUGGUGAAGGAUGAGCAGGCAGCAGCAGCAGCAGCAGCAGCAGCAGACUGCUGGAGCCCAAUUGGCGUCGCCCUCUUAAAUGCCACCAUCUUCUGGCAGCAACAGCAGCAACAGCAGCAACAGCAGCAGCAGCAGCAGCAGCAAGGCGAACAGCUGAGGGAGUUGCUGCUGCUGUUUCUAGGCAUUGAGGGCGAAGCCCUACUUACUGCAGCGGAGGAAGCCACCACCAGUGACAGCAGCAGCAGCAGCAGCAGCGACAGUAGCAGCAGCAGCAGCGACAGCAGCAGCAGCAACAAGGGAGAGACUCUGUACGGCAUUCCUUCUGAGGGUCUUCGCUGUGCUGCAGUUGCGCUGUACUGCUUCUUCCUGCAGCCUCUGCUGCUGGAUGAGCAGCAGCAGCAGCAACAGCAGCAGCAGCCGCUGCUGCUGCAGCAGGGGAAGGUGCAGCACACCAUUGACGAGCUACGUAAGUCUAAAUGGGGUUGUGUUGUUCCCUCUCUUGCUGCUGCUGCUGCUGCAGCAACUGCAGCAGCUCCAUCUGUCUCCCUCCUAUCCAGCAGCAACAGCAGCAGCACCAACAGCAGCAACAACAGCAGCAGCAGCACAGUGCCAGACACGUUGCAGACCGUGCUGCGGCCAUUUGUGCUCCUGCUGGAUGAAGCCUAG